AUGUCGAUUGUUUUGGUAGCUGAUAUUGGAGGAACUAACUCUCGCUUUGAGUUGCUCUCCUUCGAAAAUGGAGAAUGUACAGUUGUGAAACCCUUAGAAAAUCUAAAUUCUCACAGCUUUGAGGAGUUUAUUCCAGUAAUUAAAACUUUUCUUGCUGGCCAACCAACUCCAAGCAUUGGAGUCUUCGCAAUUGCAGGGCCUGUUAAGGGCAACAGUGUUACGUUUGUCAAUACUGGCUGGCCUCCAUGUACAACAGACGCAGUGACUAAUGAAGUGGGUAUUGAAAAAGUUGUGUUUCUCAACGAUUUCCAAGCAGCUGGCUAUGGAGUCUUGGAUUUGAAGCCAGAAAAAAUGAUUCAGUUAAAUCCAGGUGUAAGGCCGAUUGAACAUUCUCCAGUUGUAGUCACUGGGCCUGGCACUGGCCUUGGGUUUUGCUUUUUAACUUGGAAUGGACGACAUUAUGACGCAUGGGGGACUGAAGGAGGACACUAUGAUUUUGGUCCUAAAAAUGAGCUUCAGUGGAAAUUCUCUAUGUACAUGCUUGAAAGAGUAAGAGGAGCAUGCCAACAAGGCGAAGAGUACCCACAAUUUGAAGGAAUUCAAGCAGCUAAUCAAGAAUUGGUGCUUGCAGGAGUGGGAGCUUAUAAUCUUUACCCAUUUAUGAGGAGAGAAUUCCCUGAAUUGCUCAAUGAAGAAUUUGACAGGCUAUUUGAAAGCAGCCCAGGAGAAAGAAUGAAGCUAAUUAUGGAAUAUGGAUUUUCAGGAAGAGACCAGCUAUGCCAAAAAGCUGUAGAAUUGUGGCUACAAAUGCUUGGAUAUGAAUGCGGAAAUUCAAUCGCAAAAACUUUGCCAUAUGGCGGAUUUUAUUUGAUUGGAGGUUUGGUUACUAGAAAUGCAGAAAAUAUAGCCAAAAGCCAAAUUUUUAAAGAUGCAUUGUUUGCUAAGCCUCCUCAUAUCAGAGCAGCUAUUAACAGCUGUCCUUUUUUUAUUGUGAGCCAUGAAGACUGUGGGAUGAUUGGAGCCAAGAAAUAUAUCAAGAAUUAUCUUAACAUCGCUUAA
Molecule: messenger RNA, 1059 nt
Organism: Blepharisma stoltei
Lineage: Eukaryota; Ciliophora; Heterotrichea; Heterotrichida; Blepharismidae
Source: the annotation of a GenBank genome assembly